UGAGUAUAGCCCUCCACAUCAUCUUCAAAACCUAACCUCAUCAUUUCUGAAAUUACUCGUCUGCACAGCUAGCUUUCCGCCGCGAUUCUUCUCUCAUCCUCUUUACAUUUAUUGAUAUUCAAAUGAGUCGUCCACAGGAACCACACCGUCCUUUUCUCCCGUUUGGAAAUCCUUUCAAAUUUAUAUUACCUAAGGGCCCGUACUUGUCUCCUAAGCUUCUUGCUCUGUUGAAAGCUUUUGAGGAGUCAUUAGCAGAGAGGGUUAAGAGUGUUAAGCCAGGAGAUAAGGAAGAUAUUCUCACUUUAUCAUGGAUGACACAAGCAAUAAGUGUACUUUGUGCAAUUCAUACAGACGUGAAAACUCUCAUUACCGAACUUGAAUUUCCCGUAUGUGACUGGGAUGAGAAGUGGAUAGAUGUGUACUUGGACAACAGUGUGAAGUUGCUGGACACUUGCAUUGCUUUCAGUUCUGAUAUCUCAAGGCUCGGCCAAGGCCGCCUUUAUCUUCAAUGUGGCUUGCAUAACUUGGAUGGAACCUCAAAACAGUUCAUGAAAGCCCGUUCAUCAUUUGAUGGAUGGAAGAGGCAUAUCAAUUCAAAGAACCCAAGGCUGGAGAAUUGCUUUGCCAUCUUGGACAGCCUUACCGAGUCACUGAACCUACCUAAAAUCAAGAAUUCUGCAAAAGGGAAGGUUCUGAUGCGAGCAAUGUAUGGAGUAAGGGUGGUAACUGUAUUCAUAUUCAGCAUGUUUGCCGUCACAUUUUCGGGUUCUACAAAGAAGUUGAAGGAUCUGCAGGUUCAUGAAACUUGCUUGUGGACAGAAGCAUUUGUUGAUCUUCGCGAUUUUAUUAGUGGGGAGAUCAGGAGUAUUUAUUCGAAUGGAAGGCUCACAGCACUGAAAGAGCUGGAAGCAGUGGAUACAAGUGUGAAGAAGUUGUACCCUAUCAUAGAGGAUGGAGUAGACCCUAACGAAGCUGAGCAGUUGCAGCUUCUAACUUUAGGACUGACUGAAAAAGCAGAAAAACUUUCAGAUGGACUAGAUCUGCUAGCAAAGGAGGCAGAUAGAUUCUUCCAAAUCCUUUUAACCGGACGCGAUUCUUUGCUUUGUAACCUUAGAGUUGGUAGUACUGUCUCUAACCAAGCACAAGCGAACAACCAUGUAGAAAGAACAGAGGUGAGAUGAACUUUAAGAAAGAGGAAAUCUCCUGUGUAUAAGCAGGAGUGUGGGGGUUGGUGUGGGGGUUUCUGCUCUACAGUGGAAUAUUAUGUACUAUUAGUAAUGCAAUAUAUGGUAAUUGUCGAAAAAGUGGUUGCUUGCCGGCGAUAUGGUUUAUACAUGUUGAUAUAUGCGUGGACUGUGACAUUAAACUAUAAUGGCUUUAUACAUGUUGAUGUGUGAACUGCGACAUUAUUAUGUUAAGAUAACUGGGAGUGGGUUAUAAUGCAGACAACAAUGUCCUCUUCGCCAGCAGAACUAGAUACUAUUUUAAACUACAAGUAGUACUGUAAUCAUUUGUUUUGUAUUUAAAUUGAUUUAGUGGUGGGAUAUUGCUUUGAUAAGCUGUCGACUGUCGUGGAUGGAA
Molecule: messenger RNA, 1581 nt
Organism: Nicotiana attenuata
Lineage: Eukaryota; Viridiplantae; Streptophyta; Magnoliopsida; Solanales; Solanaceae
Product: protein BPS1, chloroplastic-like
Exons: 2
Coding region: 123-1181 (352 amino acids)
Biological process (GO): shoot system development; root development
Source: RefSeq, a predicted model, not a curated record